Molecule: messenger RNA, 2182 nt
Organism: Drosophila albomicans
Lineage: Eukaryota; Metazoa; Arthropoda; Insecta; Diptera; Drosophilidae
Product: E3 ubiquitin-protein ligase MARCHF5
Exons: 3
Coding region: 172-1578 (468 amino acids)
Molecular function (GO): zinc ion binding
Source: RefSeq, a predicted model, not a curated record
AUCGACGUUUCUCCACCUCUACGCUCUCCUCGAAUGGAAAAAGUUGGAAAGAAAAAAUUAAAAAUAAAUAUAUGAAAUCGAGUAGGCUGUGGUGAAACAAAACAUAAGUUUACAAAUAAAUUAGCGAGUAAGUUGAUACGAUUCGUAACUUGUUAAUUGACCAAACCAAGAAUGCAUAAGAAUUCGUGUAAAUGGCGUGUUAUUGACAGAAGCAGCAACAGCAGCGGCAGCAGCAGCAGCAGCACUAUUAUUAUUAUGGAUGAUAAAGCAACAGCAGCGCCCACUGCAGACGCCGCGACCGAGACCGAGAAAGAGACAGAAUUAGCAACAGAGGCCGGCAAUAAUGAAAUUUCAUCAGUCACCGCCGCCGCCGUCGCCGCUACCGCCGCACACACAACAGUCACCGUGGAGCCCUUGCCAACGACCUCCAAGUUGCCUCAUCAGCAAAACCUCAAAACGGAUGUGCUAGACACAAGCAGUAGCGGUGCUAUUGCAGUGGAUGCCUCAGUGGAUACGGAACGGUGUUGUUGGAUCUGCUUUGCCACCGAUGAGGAUAAUCGUCUGGCCGCUUGGGUGCAACCCUGCCAAUGUCGCGGCACCACCAAGUGGGUGCAUCAGAGUUGCCUCUAUCGCUGGAUCGAUGAGAAGACACAAAAGGGCAAUGCGUUGCGUUCCGUGUCCUGUCCACAAUGUCAAACGGAGUACAUCAUUGUGUUCCCGCAAAUGGGCAGACUGGGCGGCGCCUUGGAGGCCAUGGACAAUGUGGUGAAGCGAUUGAGUCCGUUUCUGGCUGCGGGAUUCUUCGUGGGCUCGUUGUACUGGACGGCAGUCACCUAUGGUGCUGUUACUUUUCUUCAGAUUGUGGGCCAUGAGCAUGGCAUGUCUAUUAUGGAAGCGGGUGAUCCGCUUAUUCUGCUCAUCGGUCUGCCUGCCAUACCAGUUGGCCUUAUUCUGGGUAGACUCAUCCGCUGGGAGGAUGCGUUGUUGCGUUUGAUACGCAAUCGUGGAACCGUCAUGCGCAAAUUUCCCUUCGUCAACUUCAUCUACCCGAAUCUUAAUCAGGAAGAGGAACCGCCCACAUCAUCGAACCCGGCAACGCCUGCGUUAUCCGAUCCCGUAUCAGCCACUCGCAUCUUUUGCGGUGCUCUGCUGUUGCCCACAAUCUCGUGCAUUGUGGGUCGCAUCCUUUUCGAUUCGGUUGAGAAUACAUUGCAUCGCACACUGCUCGGCGGCCUCACGUUCAUUACGGUCAAAGGGAUGCUGAAGAUCUAUCUGAAACAGAAGCAAUAUGCGCGUCGCAAGAAGCGUCGUAUUGUCGAUUAUACAGAGGAGAAUAUACGGAAUUUUAUGCAUCGCAGCAAUAACAAUAGCAAUGCUGCUGCUGGUGGCGGCGGUGGCGCCACAGGACUUGCGGCUGGCGCACGUCAUCAUCAUCAUCAACAGCAGCAGCAGCAGCCAGUGCUGCCAAUGUCGCGGCUGGCCGCUGCUGCAGCCGCUGCUCGUGAACGGGAACGUGAUCGUGAACGAGAACGUGAACGGGAACGGGAAUUGGAGGUGAAUGGUGACAGCGUUGUUUGAAUUUGCAAAAUGGACACACUCAAUUGAAUUGCAGCAAUUGAUAAUUCAUAUAUGUAUGACAAAUACUUCUUGUUCAAAAUAGUUUCGUUUUUGCUUUAAGUUCAAAUUUGUUUAGAAUCCCCAAAACAAAAAAAAAAACAAAACCAAAACUGAAAAAACAAAUCCACACAUUUCUUCAGCUGGAAACUCUGAAAAAAAACCCAAAAUUCAAUGUUAAAUAUUUUGACGACGAUGACUAUGAAUGAUGAUGUACAAUGGGCAGCAGCUGUUGCACGUUGCUUGGCCAAAAUUGUUUGUUAACAAUACACACAAGAGAAAUCAAAUUGCACUGUCCAUUUAGCUAAUAAUAAAAAUAUAUGUAUAACUAUUAUAAUAUGCUAAACAAAAAAAAGCUAUGCUAAAUACAAUACGAUUAUAUAUAUAUAUAACUAACUAUAUAUAGACAUCACUUGAUAUACUUAUAUUAUGCUUCCACACAAAACUUUGAAUUUAUGUUGAUCACAUCUUUUUGUAAACACUCUAAAACUCUACUACAAAAUUGCCUAUGUAAAUAAAACCAACAACAAACCCUGUGGCUGUGGGUGGGUUUAUAAAUGAAAUUUAA